Schistocerca gregaria is the source of this 6340-nucleotide messenger RNA. RefSeq names its product vitamin K-dependent gamma-carboxylase. The transcript is spliced from 10 exons. The coding region runs from base 357 to 2444 and encodes 695 amino acids. NCBI's taxonomy places the organism in Eukaryota, Metazoa, Arthropoda, Insecta, Orthoptera, Acrididae. The record is from RefSeq and is a predicted model, not a curated record. Gene Ontology annotation, molecular function: gamma-glutamyl carboxylase activity; vitamin binding. Gene Ontology annotation, biological process: peptidyl-glutamic acid carboxylation.
UGUUGCCAUGGCAACAGCAAAGAUAUACUGUCCGUGACCAAACAGCUGUGAACAUUGUUUUGACAUCUGGGAGAGAGAGAGAGAGAGAGAGGCGGCUGGAAAUUAAUUGGCGCCGUGUGCGUAGGAAGCAACCUAUAAUGAUUGUAAGCCUUACACAGAGACCAGUAAUACACAAUCCGCGGUGAAACUCAGUUUGAAUUCUCGGGGAACUAAUAGACGAGAUGGGCAUUGUUUGUAAUUUGUAACAAGCAGACAGUAUAAAGAUAUCCAAAAAUUAAGUUGUACAUCUCUCUUCCGGAGUGAUACAAUGAAGAGUAUUAACAAUUGAGACUGUACAAUAAGCAUACGCACGUAGAAUGGUCAAACGAAGAUUACAACCGCAGAAACAGGCGACGCCAUUGCCUGUGCAACCCACAAGACAGUUAAAGGAUUCAUUAAGGGAACAGAACCAUAACUUAUCGUCGUUCGAGAAAUACGUUGGUUUCUCUAUUUCCGAACUGAAAACAUGGGAACGUUUUGUAAAACUGUUGUUCAAACCCACAGACCCUUCGUCGCUUGGAGUUGUACGAGCACUCUUUGGGCUGCUGAUGGUCUUAGAUAUACCAGAGGAAAGAGGUCUCGCAGAUGCAGAUAUCCGUUGGGGGAAUCCAGAUGAGUGUCGUUUUCCCUUAUUCAGCAACCUUCAUCCUUUGCCACUGGAGUGGAUGUGCAUCGUUUACCUCGUUAUGUGGAUUGGAGCCUUUGGAAUUAUGCUUGGAUUUCAUUUUAAGAAGAGUUGUGUUGCAUUUAUUCUUCCAUAUUUUUACAUAUUUCUGUUGGACAAAGCAACUUGGAACAACCACACAUACCUGUAUGGGCUCAUUGCUUUAUUACUCUUAGGGUCAAACGCAAACCACUAUUGGUCAUUAGAUGCAGUUUUUUGUAAAGUGAAGUAUGAUUCACCAGUCCCAUUGUGGAACUAUGCCAUUCUCAGAGUACAGUUAUUUAUUGUCUACUUUAUUGCUGGACUGAAGAAAAUGGACCAGGACUGGAUUGAAGGUUAUUCUAUGACUAACCUGAACAACCAUUGGGUAUUUGAUCCUUUCAAGCUGUUACUAACACCAGAGCAAGUGGAUUAUUGGAUAGUACAUGUCAGUGGCUUUCUCCUUGAUCUAACAAUAGGGUUUUGGCUCUUCUUUGACAAAACAAGACCUUAUGCUAUAUUCUUCUGUACAACAUUCCACCUUAUGAAUUCAACAAUCUUUAGUAUUGGAAUGUUUCCAUAUGUAUGCUUGGCAACUAUGCCAAUAUUCUGCUAUCCUGAUUGGCCAAAAACUUGUAAUUUGAACAUCAAAAAGUUACUGUGGAGCCGCUCAUUAUCAAAGACUAAAUUGGAGGAGAAGAAGCUAAAGAAUUUUAAGUCUCAUCAUCAGCAGUCAGCUGUCCCAGCACAAACACUUUCACUUACUUGGAAACACAGUUUUGUUGCCACAUUGCUCAUUUCAUACACUGGCCUGCAGGUUUUCUUACCCUAUUCUCAUUUUAUAACAAAGGGGUACAAUAACUGGACAAAUGGACUGUAUGGUUAUUCAUGGGACAUGAUGGUUCAUUCAUGGGAUACUAUCAUGAUAGCUCUCAGAAUAGUGGACAAUACAUCAGGAAAAGAGCAUUUCUUAGACCCUGAGGCUUGGGUUCAGACCGACCGCUGGGCUAAACAUGCUGAUAUGGUGGUACAGUAUGCUCACUGUCUUAAACGGAAUAUUCUGAGCUACAAAAACAGUCAUGUUCCAGGCACUGAGAUUGACAAGUAUAUAACAGGAGACAACAUAUCAAUAUAUGUGGAUGUGUGGUGCUCUCUAAAUGGCCGCUUCCAGCAACGCAUGUUUGAUCCCAAUGUAGACAUACUGAGAGUGGAAUGGUCUCCAUUUGAGAAACCAUCAUGGUUAAUGCCUCUCCUAACUGAAUUCAGCUCAUGGAGGCAAAGAAUAAUGGAAAUGGAAAAAGAAGUGUAUUCAUGGUCUGAUUAUAGUGAUGCAUUGUUUGUUGCAGAUUUCCCAGGUCUUUACCUUGAAAAUUUUAUAGCAAAGGAUUUAUCAAAUGUGACACUUACAAUAUUAGAGGGAGAAGUCUUUGUGAAUGUCACCACGGAACGGAAAAACAUAUCAACAAGCCACUUCCUAACUCGGGGGCAAGCAAUUCGGAUUCCAGUUGGUGUUUUCCAUAAAGUGCUUGUGGUAUCUUCUACACCUGCUUGCUACAUGUACACAUAUACGAAUUACACAAAACAAUUGCUUGAAGAAGCUGACCAAUCAGAAAAUGUAGAGAUGCCAAACCCAAAUAAUGAUUUCUUUUCAGACUUAAAAUCCCAGAUAAAAACUUUUUUGACAGCCUUAGGUAUGAUUUUUAAUGCUAUUCUGAGUUUACUGUUCUCUGUCCCAAUGCCUAGACGUGUUAAAGUAGCAUAAAAUUUGUUGUGGACAAGAUACAUCUUUCAGUUUUUUCUAAUAUGUGACUACAUUAUUUUGGAAUUGACUUAUUUACAGAAAACUAGAAAAGUGCCAGAAAAUUAUUAUUCAGGUACUAAUUAGAAAUAAUGAUAACUUCAGAUAUAAGUAAGAAAAAGAAAAAUGCUUUACCCAUAGAAAUUAUCGGAGAUUCCAUGUUAGUCAAUAACUGUAGUGUACGUCUCAUACUCUGCAGAAUUCUCUAGUUUUCGCUUCAGAAAAAAAGUAUGCCCUGUGUUAGCUAUUUUUCAUUCCCCAAUUUUUGGUUCUAUAUUAAUAUAAUUUCACACCUGUUUAUCUUUUAUGGUGUUUUCAGUUCGUUUCUGAUCAUCUUAGUUUAUUUUCAAUCUAAACUCAUAAAUAAGGAUGUGGUAAACAUUGUCUAGUUAGUAUAGUAGGCACAUGUGAGAAAAUAAGUGGGAGAUAGUGACAUAUAAAUUACAUAUUUGAUUUAUCAUUUCAGUGUCAUCUGAUGAAAAUGGUAAAAUCUGUAAUGGAAGGGUGUAACAAAAAUUAAGAAAUGUAACUCUUAUCCAUCAUACUGUAAAAAUAGCAAGAAAAUAUCUGUGUUAAUUCAGUAUUGUAAGGUACAGUUCAGCUGGGCAGGUUGUGUUCCGUGCCUAAAUAGCUCAGUCAUAAAGUGUGUUGCCCAUUAAAGACAAGGUUCCAGGUCUGAAUCCCCAUCUAACACACAGUUUCAGUCAGUAUAUCACACACACACACACACACACACACACACACACACAAGGUGUAAUGGGUAUAAGAGCAGAUAUUUCUAUUGGUGAUUGAUAUGGUGUUUUGAACAACAUUACAUCAUCUUUUAUGUCCCUUGUAGACCAAUACUUAUAGCUACUGUAAGUCAUUUGAUAUUUUAGGUUUGUAAAACCUAAAAAUUGGGUAGAAAUUCCAAGUACCUGUGGCAAGAGCAAGCCAUUAUGCUUAUUUUCCCCUUGGCAGAAGAUCAGGUGUUGAAGUGCGGAUGUGUGGAGGCCAAAUAGUUAGUUAAUAUGGAUAGGAGUAGUCCAUUUAGUGAUGCAGUUACAACUGUGAAGAAAACAUCAGGUCACCAAAUUUGUGAUGUGUUUUUGGGAAAACUGUUUGAUGCAGGGGAAAAACAACCAAUACAAUGAUGUGUAUACAUAUUAAAGUACCACGUAUACAAUAUCUGCACCUAUACCCAUUACACACUGUAUAUAAAUUUCACACUACAAAUUAUCACAUGCAUGUUUAUGUGUGUAAAAAUACAUGUAAAGGGUGACUGAAAACUGCAUGUUGGUGAUGAUUUCUAAAAGCAAAGAAUAUUUGUAACUGGACAGAGAACUUUGACAGUGGCCAAGCCACCAAAUAUGCUUGUCAUAAUAGUACUAUGACCAAAGUCUAGAUGUUUUCUACAGAAGUAAGCUACCCUAGUCAUUUAUACACUGUAACUUGGAAUCCAAACUGUGAGGAACUCCUGGCAAACUACACUUGCAAAAUAAGUGUGGCUACUGAUGAAAGGCACACAAAAACUUCUUAGCAUCAGAAUUUCAACAAGAAACCUAAUCUCUCUCCAUGUGUUACAUGAAAAAUACUGUGUUGUCACAGUUCGGGACUAUUUGGUGCUAACAUCACUUUCAAAAUUCAAUUGUUUAUCUCUUGUGUGUAGUUUAAUACAAAGCAAAGAACGCUGAAACUAAAGCUCAUCUUCCAGCUGAUUGUCGUAUUUUAUAUUUGAAGUGCAAACAGUACAAAGGGAGACUUUAAAAAUGUGCAAUUAAUGACAAGCAAGGAACAUGUCAGGUGUUUUCACUUAUGGAUAUUCCUUUAAUUCUGGUAACAGAAGUCUGGUAUACUCUAAUAGCACUUUGUGUAAAUCAUUUUGUGAUUUGCUAUUAUUGUUCAGAAAGUGGUUGACAAUACCCCACAACAUGGGCGUGCUGGUUGGCAUCCAAGAAGAAUUUUGAGUAUGAGUCUGAAGACAAAAAAUGUGUAAGAUAUGUAUCACAAUAAAUGUGAAGUAUGGCAUAUAAGAUGGGCUUUCAAACCAAAUUUCAAAUGUGUUUAAUUUAAUAUCACAUCGUGACACAAAGCGUAAUUUUGUAGAUUUACUAUUGCCUUUGUAUUAAAUCUUAGGCACGCAGAUGAAAAGAGGCACAUCUUCAAAGGCAUGUGCUGCUAUUUUGCAGAGUCCACAUUUGUAUCAUGUUGGAAGACUUUAGGUUAUGAAGUUUUUUUUUUCCUUUUUUUUUUUCUCUCUCCACCUCAGCCCUCUGGGCUCUCACAAGCAGCAUUUUACUGUCUCUCACCCCUACUCUACUAUUCCUCCCCCUUCCUGCCCCAGCCUCCUCCUUGCCCCCACUACCCAGAUUGCUUCCCCCGUAACAUGCUGCCACUCACAAUCUGGUCUCGGCAGCCAGAGACUGUGGUCGUGCAUAUGUGAGUGAGUGUGUGUGAGUGCUGUGUGUUGUCUAAUUCUGAUGAGAGUCUUUUUGGCCAAAAGCUUAUUUGUUUGACUGUCUUUUUGUUGUGCACCUGUACAAAUUGGCAUCUCUGCUGUAUGUUGAGUAGUAGUUGAUCCUUUUCAAAAUACCAUCCUGGUUUUUCCUUUUUGUGUGUCUGGCAGCCCUGUUCUCAUUGCUGUUUCCUCAGAAAUUAACACAUAAGCAUUUCAUUGUUUUUAUUUUAUAUAUUUCUAAGAUAUGCUAUCAAUUUGCAUGUUCUGAAUUUAAAAUGUAAGCAUGGUUAAUGAAAUUUCCACGUUGUUGCACUCAAAAGAUAUUUUGACUUACAUUAUUCAAAAACUGUGCAUUAACCCUCUGUUACACAGUGUGAAUAUAAUUUAUUUCAGAUCUCGGAGUCAUUCAAACAUUGAUGUUUCUAAAGAAGUCAGGAUUUUUUUAUUUUGAAAGCUAUUUAACUAUGCAUACAUUUAUAUCUUUUUUCAGUUAAAAAAAAAACAAAGUUGAUACAGAUUGUCAUGUGGCUAACAUAUUGCAUUCACAGUUAAAUGUUAUAUUGAGUACCCCAAUAUUAAAAAUCAUGGUAACUUGAUUUAAGUUAAUAUGGUAUGUAAUACACAGUUAAAUUGCACACCAUCACAGUUAAAUUAUCAUCCAAAACCAAUCGAUAGAAAUUUUAAUGUGCAUCUGAAAUUGUGUAAUAUAUACUACACUGAGACCUCGUGCUGUUGCUGUGUGUCACCAUGGUAAAUAUUACUAUGCUUAAUCUAAGUUUCAUUUUAAGGAUAUGGAAUCAUUUUGUCACAUACAUGUGUAGCAAUUUUUUACUUUCAUAGCUGCAUGUGGUUUUACUAUGGACAAAUGCCCAUAUCAUGGAAUCUGUCGUCUAUCAAAUUUUCAUGUCAUUCCUUUGGUGGUAAUGACUGUUAUCUAUGACAGCUCAGCUCUGUAUGUGAAGCCCAGCAUUAAAAUGAAGUGAUGUGCCCCACAUCCAUGAGGCUCUCGUCAGUACAGAUCCAUGCAAUGAAGAGUUCAUAUAAUUUAAUGAAAACUUCCUAGUUAUGUGCCAAAUGAUGUUUAUAAAGUCAUACUGUGUAUGUAUUUUACUUUUACUUUUAUAACUACUAUUUUGUAUUAGGUGAUUAUUACUUUGACAAUGAGCUGCAUUGUUUAAACAUUGUAAUUAUGUUCCAGCUGUGUUAUUAGCAUAUUGGUUCAUACGUUUCAUUGUUAUUUCUAUAAAUACUAUUUUUUGUAAAUUAUUUCUAAUAAUGGUAUUUAUAUUCAUAAAUCUUUUUAACUAUUUACACAAAAAUAUUAUUUUUAUUACUAUAUUUUUUCUGAAAAUUUUAACUCUGGAAUGUACUGUACUGUUGUGUCUUCAGAGUUAUGGCAUUACUGCAGAAUAUACACUUUUUU